AUGAUCUUCGUUAAGUCGCUCUCUGGGCGCACGUUGUGCCUGGACGUUGAUGCCUCGGAAGAUGUUCUGAGCAUCAAGCAAAAAAUCGAAUCAAUUGAAGGCAUUCCGGCCGAUGAGCAGAGACUUAUCUGCGAAGGUUGGUUUCAUUUUUAUUUCUCGGCGUUAGCUGAUUCCCGAGAGAAGCUCUUCACUGGGCUCUUGAGGACGGAACGGCUUUUUUCAUUUGGUGAUCCUAAACGUUGUAGGUCAUCAGUUGGAGGACGAUGAGUGUGGUAUCGAAGAGGAUUCUACCCUUUACCUUUCCUUGAGGUAAGCAACCUGUUACACGAUUGUGUCUAGUCAUUUAUUUCAGCCUGCUCGGAGGUGCCAAGAAGAGAAAGAAGAAGGUCUACACGACUCCCAAGAAGAUCAAGCACAAGAAGAAGAAGGUCAAGCUCGCCGUCCUCAAGUACUACGAAGUGAGUUUAUGAUUAUUGUGUUCAUAUUCAUAAUGAAUGAAUCAAUUCGGCAAUGAUGAUGAUUACCAUUUAAUGGUGUCCAGACCUCUGAGAGUUUCAUGACCUGAGAAACGAGUUACUGAGCCAACCAAAUUCAAGUGAAGCGAAAAAGAUUUUUUCUUCUUUAUUUGAAAAAAAAAACUGGAUGUUUUUUUUUAAAAUUGAUUUUUAAGGUCGAUGAGAACGGAAAGAUCCGACGACUUCGCAAGGAGUGCCAAUCCCCAGGAUGCGGUGGUGGAGUCUUCAUGGCCGCCCACGAAAACCGUUACUACUGCGGACGUUGCCACGACACGCUCGUCGUUGAAGAGAAGCCUGCGGGUGCUGCUGGUGGUGGUGCCAAGGCUAAAGGAAAGGGAAAGAAAUAA
Molecule: messenger RNA, 862 nt
Organism: Caenorhabditis auriculariae
Lineage: Eukaryota; Metazoa; Nematoda; Chromadorea; Rhabditida; Rhabditidae
Source: the annotation of a GenBank genome assembly